AUUGACUAUUCCAUUAUACCACAAAAAGUGGAACCCAAAACACUUUUACUUAGACCCAAAGCCAAGAACCAGAUUAGAAUCAUAUCAAUUCCUUCUAUAUUCAACCUUGAGAAAUAAAAUAAUCUUAAACUCAUAACAUUUCUUGUAAAUCCACGUGACAUUUCCCACUUAGCCACCUCAACAACACAUUAUUUUAAGUUCUAUUAUGUUCUUCAUUUUCCCAUUCUUAUUCAAUCAUCAAAAAUCCAAAAAAAAAAAAAACUGGUAAAUUCUUUCAACCCCACAUAACAUUUCCACCUACACACCCCAAAAAUACAAUCUUUAGCUAUACCCAUCUGAAAAAAAGUUUAGAUUUUUAUUAGUUCUUCAUAAUCUCCCAGUUCUAUUAAAAAAAAAAAACCUAAACCAUAACAUAUUCUUGUAAAUCCUCACAACCCCACUUGAAAUUUCCACUUAUAAACCUCAAAAAGGCAAAAUCUCCUUACCUACCCAUAUAAAUAUUACAGAUUUCUAAUAGUUCUACUUACAUUCUUGAAUUUUUUCCACUUUCAUUCAAUCUUGAAAAUCACAUAUUCUUGUAAAUUAUUACAACCCCACUUGAUGAUUUCCACUCACAAACCUCUCAAAAACACAAUCUUUUUACAUACCCAUAUUUAUAUUACAGAUUUUUAAUAGUUCUACUUACAUUCUUGAAUUUUUUCCACUUUCAUUCAAUCUUGAAAAUCACAUAUUCUUGUAAAUUAUUACAACCCCACUUGAUAAUUUCCACUUACAAACCUCAAAAACACAAUCUUUAGUAAAAAAAUUACAUAUUUUUAGCAGUUCUUGGUUUUCAUUUUACACAUUUUAAGCUUUAAUUAAUGUCAGUUGCUUGUGGAUUUGAAUGUGUAGUUGUGUUAGGAUGUAUGCGUUGGGUAUGGAAACGUUGUACUUACAUAGGUAAUGAUGACAGUGCCACGUGGCCUCCAGCAACCUACGAUGAAUUUGAACCUAUUCCUCGUCUUUGUCAUACAAUUCUAGCUGUUUAUGAAGAUGACCUUCAUAACCCAAAAUUCACACCUGAAGGAGGCUAUAAGAUUAAUCCUGACUGGGCUGUGAAACGUGUUGCAUAUCAAGAAACACUUGGUAAUGCUCCACCUUAUUUGAUUUACCUUGAUCAUGACCACCAUGAGAUUGUUGUAGCCAUUAGGGGUUUAAAUUUGGUUAAAGAAAGUGAUUAUAAAUGCUUGAUGGAUAAUAAGCUUGGGAAACAGAUGUUUGAUGGAGGGUAUGUGCAUCAUGGUUUGUUGAAGGCAGCAAUUUGGAUGUUAAAUAGAGAAUCUGAGACUUUAAAAAGGCUUUGGGUUGAGAAUGGGAAGAGUUACAAGAUGAUCUUUGUUGGGCAUUCUUUGGGUUCUGGAGUUGCAUCUUUGUUGACUAUAAUUGUGGCGAAUCACCGGGAUAGAUUAGGGGGUAUCCCGAGGAGUUUAAUCAGUUGCUAUGCUGUUGCUCCUGCUAGGUGUAUGUCUCUCAACUUGGCUGUUAAAUAUGCUGAUGUUAUACACUCAGUGGUUUUGCAGGAUGAUUUCUUACCAAGAACACCCACCCCACUGGAAGAUAUAUUCAAAACUGUCUUCUGUUUACCGUGCUUGUUAUUUUUGGUGUGCUUGAGAGAUACCUUCAUACCUGAAGGUAGGAAGCUUAGAGAUCCAAGAAGAUUAUAUGCACCUGGUCGAAUGUAUCAUGUUGUUGAAAGAAAAUUUUGCAGAUGUGGGAGAUUCCCUCCAGAUGUUAGAACUGCUAUCCCAGUUGAUGGAAGAUUUGAACAUAUUGUGCUGUCCUGCAAUGCAACAUCGGAUCAUGCAAUUAUUUGGAUACAAAGAGAAUCAGAAAAGGCAUUAGCCAGACUCAAGGAGGCUAGUUCUGAGGCACCGACGACCCCACCGCCAGUGCAGAAAAUUGAAAGGCAGCACACACUAGAAAAAGAACACAAAAAGGCACUAGAAAGAGCUGUUACUUUAAAAAUUCCACAUGCGGUGCCAAAAGAUGCAGAGGAGGAACCCUUAGUGCAUAAAGAGGAAGAAUCAGCACGAGGAGUAACAGAGGCGGCUUCUCUCAUAAAAGGCGAAGAAGAUGCAUCCACAGGUACGGGCCAUUCCGCUGAUGCAAGAACUAACUGGAAUGAAGUAGUUGAAAAACUUUUCACGAGAGACGAAACAGGGAAGUUAACAUUGAACAAAGAAGCAAGUGGUGAAUAACGACGCUUUCUUAAUGCUUUCUCUGUUAUUUUCUUCAAAUUUUUGUGAUACUUGAAGCAAAGUAUUAUUAUUCAUGUUUCCACAAUUUUUUGUAUCCAUUGCUCAUGUACAUUUUUCUUUUGUAAAGCAAUAUCUUAAAUAGAAUGUACAAUUCUAAAGCCCCAGAUAGAGGGGAAUAGAAACAGAAGCAGAAACAAAUGAUGAUUGGUUGUAAUUGCA
Molecule: messenger RNA, 2456 nt
Organism: Lycium barbarum (goji berry)
Lineage: Eukaryota; Viridiplantae; Streptophyta; Magnoliopsida; Solanales; Solanaceae
Exons: 6
Coding region: 861-2237 (458 amino acids)
Biological process (GO): lipid catabolic process
Source: RefSeq, a predicted model, not a curated record